AUGCCCAUCGGAAGAGCUUCAAAACAGGAAAGUAAAGGACUCGCGGCUGACGUGGGAAACGCUUGGUUUGAAAGUCCAGUAAUGUCGCGUGAACACGCCCUCCUGACGGCCGACUUCGAUAACAGGUCCAUUAUGCUCGAAGAUACUCGGUCCUUACACGGCACCUUUGGACGAAACGAUCAAGGCAGAGAAGUUGCACUAGAGCCUUUCGUGAAAUACCCCGUCCAGGCUGGGGAUAUCUAUAGCUUCGGGGCAGAUGUCUAUCGAGGCCGGCAGACAUUUCCACCUUGCGUUGUCCAGGCCAUUAUCCGUUGGCCAGAGAUCGUCAAAACGGCUGCAAAUAACCAGCGUACCACACCUUCAAACACGUUUUCUGUUCCCGAGUAUGACGAGGAUCUGUGGAGCGAUGUUGAUGACCUUGGAGAUGACGACGAAAAGGACAAGCAACCUGUGACGGUUAUUGAUCUUUGCAAAAAUUCUCCUCCACUUCAAUCACAACCCAACGAGCCUUCUUCGAGCCGAACCAUGCGCCAAUUGCACUCUGCUGUAAUUGAUCUAACCUCUGAGCCAGGCACGCCGAAUGGAUCAGACUGUUCGCAUCGACCAAGCUCUCAAGUGGCCUUUUCUUCUUCCUUGCCAACUGUCGUUACUGACGACUUAGACGACAAGAUGGAUCUCAACGAUCAGGACAUGACUUAUGAGUUUGGUCAUUUGCCCGAAGCUCCAUCGGAUUCUGAAGAAGGGGACUCUGAUGUUGAUGACCUUGGCGAAAGCUCCGACGAUGACAUGGGACCAGUCAUGGAGCCUAUGUCCGCAUUUGACGACCGGUCAGACAUGGAGUCCGCUAGCGAAGAUAGCGAAGACAGCGAAGACAGCGAGUGCAGCACUUCACAUGAGUGCGAUGAAGAUGAUUGUGAUGGAGAUGGCGGUUAUGAUGGGUAUCAUGAUGGCAAGUCUUUUGUUUGCUUCAUUCCUAGAAUUUCAUGCAUACUAAUUCGGCUUCGUGCAGAUAUCCGUUGGCCCUCUCGCCACGAUGAUUCUUUUGGUUCUAACAGCCAGGUCACUGGGGACUCGACCGACUGCAGCGUUUUCCAGGAGGACGAAGACUCUUCCCCUGACCAGACAUGCUCUUGUUUGGAUGGGAUGAAACACAUGACUUCACAUUCAUUAUUACGCUGUCUACCACCUUCAUCAUUCAUCCCCCCUGAAUAUACCCCACAGCCCCCAUGCCAGCUCAAUCAACAGCCUGGACAGCCAUCAUUGUCAACCGACACUGGUUCUACUUCUGCUCCGGAUUGCCAGACACUUGGCGAUCGAGCCGAGAGCCACGAUCUGUUUGCAGCUGGUGAGGAUAAUCGGGCGUCGGUGCCGAAUUGUACCUUUUCCACGGUAGUUGUAAGCACCGCUGGCUUUCAGGAGACAGAAAAGCCUACCGCUCAAUCAAGCAUGGCAAUGACCGAUUCACGUAAAGAGAUGGAAGCUGCACCAGAAUACCCCUCUGAGAAGAUCUCUGAGUCAGCCGCAACGACUAUGCCAGAUAUCCGUUUAGAGGCCACACAUGAUACCAGACAGCCUCCGUUAAUCAGUUCUGUGUGGACUUCUGCCGGUGAAGCGUUCUUGAAGGAUGCUCACGAGUAUUCUUUACCGAAUUCUCCCGAUCGGACUAGGCUACAGAGCCCUGAGCUCGAUAUGACAAGCGCUGCUAAAUUUGUGGAGAGUAAGAGCAAGAAAGUCACUGGAGACGAUGAUCAGGGUCGAAGUCGGUUAACAGUCAAGUUCUUGCUUGCUCAGGAGCCUGUGUCAUCAUCUGAACCUUUGAGCAACGAAACGGAUAAUGAGUCUCGUCCCAACAAACGCUCCUGGGACGUAUUUGACGAACCAGAAGAGGAUUUGUCGCAAGCAUCGUUCGUACCCGGCCUCAUACCCGCAUCGAGUCCACCCAACCAGCAGCCAGAAAAGGGUGCUAUUGACGAGACCAAGAAGAAUGCUCUGACGGUCGAGAGUGUUGCGAGAGGUUCUCCAGCCGUUGACAUUGAGACCACCAACAGUGACGCGAAGAUUUCAACAGCCAGAGACAGCAAUCCACCCCAGAUUGUCUUCACCGGUGCAAUCCAAGAACCCAUCGCCCGUCCAGCCAAGAGACAGCGCUUCAGCAAGCUUGCGAAGUAUGCUUCCGUAAGCGUGGCAAGCGGCUUCACAGGCGCAGCACUACUCUUUGCGGGCUUGGCAGCCACCGCACCACAGAUCAUCUAA
Molecule: messenger RNA, 2253 nt
Organism: Pestalotiopsis fici W106-1
Lineage: Eukaryota; Fungi; Ascomycota; Sordariomycetes; Amphisphaeriales; Sporocadaceae
Exons: 3
Coding region: 1-2253 (750 amino acids)
Molecular function (GO): protein binding
Source: RefSeq, a predicted model, not a curated record